CAACUCUUACCACACACUUUCAUCUUCGUGCGGUUGCCCGUCUGUAUCCCACGGACUCCCGGCCUGGCGUGGAUGAUCUCAAGAUGUCUUUCUGGGGUCCGCAUACACUCGCGAUUAUACAUACAAACUUCUAAGCCGAGAGGUCGCCUCUUACUCCAGCUCCGCGCGAGUACACGUUCUUUGCGGCAUAGCUCGGGAACAGUGGAGUCACCCCAGACUAUGGCCGCUGCUUUGACUUGUUUAUUAUGUCUAUCAAUGGCCUCGGCACUUGGCGGUUUUGUUUCUCACAUCCCAAUCACUGCGCGACGCCAGAAGUGUACCUUCAAGGCUUCUUCCGACCUCAUCGCAGAGCAUACUUUCUGGAUACAUCGCGAACAAAACGUCGCGAAAUGACCCCAGAAGGGCUGUCUAGCCUAAGAUUAACUCACGUGUAUCGAGCGCUCGACCGAUAGCUUGUAACAAUGGCUUGCGUUUGUGGCCAUUGC
Schizophyllum commune H4-8 is the source of this 485-nucleotide messenger RNA. RefSeq lists its product as uncharacterized. The transcript has a single exon. The record is from RefSeq and is a predicted model, not a curated record. The coding region runs from base 73 to 393 and encodes 106 amino acids. Lineage: Eukaryota; Fungi; Basidiomycota; Agaricomycetes; Agaricales; Schizophyllaceae.